Messenger RNA from Phycodurus eques (leafy seadragon), 2159 nucleotides. RefSeq names its product tachykinin receptor 2 (gene tacr2). The record is from RefSeq and is a predicted model, not a curated record. Gene Ontology annotation, molecular function: substance K receptor activity. NCBI's taxonomy places the organism in Eukaryota, Metazoa, Chordata, Actinopteri, Syngnathiformes, Syngnathidae. Bases 15 to 1181 code for a protein of 388 amino acids. The transcript has 7 exons. Gene Ontology annotation, cellular component: plasma membrane; sperm midpiece. Gene Ontology annotation, biological process: positive regulation of flagellated sperm motility; G protein-coupled receptor signaling pathway.
CGAAUGACGUUAACAUGGACACUGACAAUUCGAUUGAGCGUAUUGAACGAGACUUGAAGACCACUUCGCUGCCACUGCUCGUCACCAGCGACUCGCAGGAGGAUGCAAAUGAGACCACAGGGAAUCAAUUUCAGCAGCCUGACUGGCAGGUGGCUCUGUGGGCUUUGGCGUACUCGCUCAUCAUCCUGGUGUCCGUCACCGGGAAUGUGACGGUCAUCUGGAUCAUUCUGGCUCACAGGCGCAUGAGGACUGUGACCAACUACUUCAUCGUCAACCUAGCUUUCGCCGAUGUUUCAAUGGCAACCUUCAACACUUUGUUCAACUUCGUUUACGCACUGCACAACGACUGGUACUUUGGCCUCGGCUACUGUCGAUUCCAGAACUUCUUCCCCAUCACCGCCAUGUUUUCAUCCAUUUACUCCAUGGCUGCCAUCGCAGUGGACAGAUAUAUGGCCAUCAUCCACCCUUUGAAGCCUCGCCUCUCCUCCACCUCCACCAAGGUUGUGAUCGCAAUCAUUUGGAUUGUGGCUGUCUUGCUGGCGUUCCCGCAGUGCUACUACAGCGUGACCAGAUUUUACUACCCCAGAACUGUUUGCAUGGUCGACUGGCCGGAUGACUACGGAGGAACACACCAACUCAGCUACCAGUUUGCAGUGAUACUGCUGAUCUACUUGCUCCCCUUGCUGGUGAUGAUGGUGACCUACAGUUUGGUGGGCCAGACCCUGUGGGGGGGCCACAUCCCCGGAGAGGCGACGGACCACUACCACAGCCAGAUCACUGCAAAGAGAAAGGUCGUAAAGAUGAUGGUUGUCGUGGUGGUGACCUUCACUCUGUGCUGGUUGCCCUACCACCUCUACUUCAUAUUGGGAUCAAUCAACAGAGACAUUUACAAGCAACAUUACAUUCAACAGGUUUACCUGGCCAUUUUUUGGUUAGCGAUGAGCUCGACCAUGUACAACCCCAUCAUUUACUGCUGUCUAAACCAAAGGUUCCGUGCUGGUUUCCGGCAUGCCUUUUCUUGGUGUCCCUUCAUCAAAGUAUCAGAGGAGGACAAGAUGGAGCUGCAGCACACACACACCUUUAGAGUGACCACGACACACAGCCUACGCAAAAACAGCACGCGCGCCUCCAUCCAUGCAAACAACUCAGGUGAUGCAAACAAAAGUUGUGGGCAAGGAUGAUGCAAAGUUGCUGUGGCUGUUCGCAACGACUACAUGGACGUUCAUUGUGCAAAAAUUGUUGUUUGUGCAUACUCGCGUUAAGGCUCAUAAUAAAUACAAGAGAAGCUGUUAUCAUUCUUUCCUGUGAACAACAGUGAGUAUAUGAAUGGAACACUGUGUUGCAGUGAUGUUUCUGAUUGUGUUUGGUAACCUAAUGAUUGUUAUUUCCUGCUACUGUACAACUGGGGGCCACAGCAACUAUACUUUGCUAGUAGGUCAGUGCAUAUUGCUGUUGAACCAUUUACCUCUUGAGGUACACACAAAUGGUCCAAGACUACACUAUACUCCCACCUAUGAAUGAUCAUAUAAUACACAAAUAAACAAUAGCCCUUGUUGGCCUCAAAGGUAUUUGCAGUAUCACAAAAGUGAAUACACCACUCACAUUUUUCUAAAUACAAUAUAUCUUUUCAUUGGACAACACAGAAGAAAUGACACUUUGCUAUGUAAAAUGUAAAAGUCAGUGUACAGCUUGUAUAACAGUGUAAAUUUACUGGCCCCUCAAAAUAAAUCAAAACACAGUCAUUGUUUAAAUUACUGGCAACAAAAAUGUGUACACCCCGAAGUGAAAACCUCCAAAUUGGGCUCAUUUGCUAUUUUGCUAUAUCCUGGUGUCAUGUAACUUAAGUGCUAUAAGGUCUCAGGUAUGAAUGGGGAGCUGAAUUUGUGAGCUAAAUUUGAUGUUAUUGCUCUCUCAUACUGGUGACUCGAAGCUCAAUAUGGCUUAUCAUUAUGGCAACUGGAUUUAACAUUUGACUAUCCAGAAUUAACAUUGUAGAUAUCAACAUCUUUCUGACUUGUUCCAAUUACAUUUUGAACAGUUGGAGUUUUUGUUCAAGAUAUCUGUAAAGUAAUUGUGAGUUGUCAAAAUGACACACCGAUCUCUCUAAUACAGUUUUGCCGAGUCAAAACUGAAUUACAGAUGUCAUUUUUGCCAUUCAU